CCGGUGCCAGACGGAAGUACUUCCCGUGUCUCCAUGCCCAUGUGGUAAACAAGCGAAUGCUUCACCCGGUGUGCAAGCAUGGACUCAUCACUAAAGUGGAAUAAUUUACCCACAGCUCCGAGUCUAAAGAACCUGACGGAGAGAGGGUUUGGGGUCCUGAAGGAUUCCCAGCAUGCCGCUGUUCAGGACUUAACAAAAGCUCACAUCGAGUCGUUUGACCAGGCUGUCACUGACGGGCUCAGCCGCGUUGUGCAGGCCAUCCCUCCCUUGGAGUUCACAUUCAAAGAUGACAGGUUCAGCCUUGCCUUUGUUGAAGCCACCGUCUACAACCCAGUGGUCGCCAAAGGGAGCAUCUGCAGGGAUAUGAAGGUGUUUCCAGCGGAGUGCAGGGGAAGAAAAUGUACAUACAAAGGGAAGGUGGUGGCAGACGUCAGCUGGUCAAUCAACGGAGUCCCAAAAGGCAUCAUAAAACAGUCCAUGGGCCAGGUGCCGAUCAUGGUGAAGUCUAAGCUGUGUAACCUGCAUGGAAUGUCCCCCAAAGAGCUAGUACAACACCAUGAAGAGGCGGAGGAAAUGGGAGGCUAUUUCAUCGUGAAUGGAAAUGAGAAGGUUAUCCGAAUGCUGAUCAUGCCAAGGAGGAACUAUCCCAUUGCCAUGCAGAGACAGAAGUGGAAGAGCAGGGGCCAGGGAUACACUCAGUAUGGUAUUUCCAUGCGUUGCGUGAGGGAAGAGCACACCGCCGUUAACAUGAAUCUACAUUAUUUGGAAAACGGGACUGUGAUGCUGAACUUCAUUUACCAAAAAGAGCUGUUCUUCCUCCCACUCGGCUUUGCACUGAAGGCCCUGGUGGACUUCACAGAUUUUCAAAUCUACCAGGAACUGAUCAAGGGCCGCGAAGACAAUUCCUUCUAUAAAAGCUGUGCGUCCGAGAUGCUGCGCGUUGUCAUGGAGGAGGGCUGCACCACCCGCAGCAAGGUGCUCAAUUACCUCGGAGAGCGCUUCAGGGUUAAGAUGAGCCUUCCUGAUUGGUACACUAACGAACAGUGCGCCAACUUUCUGCUUAAUGAGUGCAUCUGUAUCCACCUGAAGUCAGACAUAGAGAAGUUCUACCUGCUGUGUCUGAUGACCAGGAAGCUUUUCACGUUCGCCAAGCAGGAGUGUAUGGAGGAAAACCCAGACAGCAUCAUGUGUCAGGAAGUGCUCACUCCUGGUCAACUCUAUCUCAUGUUUAUGAAGGAAAGAUUGUCUGCCUGGUUGCUGUCUGUGAAGAUGUCCUUUGACAAGAGAGGCAGCAGACUGGCAGGAGGAUGGACCGCUGAUAAUGUGAUGAAGAUAUUCAACAUGGGCACUGACCUGACCAAACCCUUUGAAUAUCUGCUGGCCACAGGGAACCUCAACACCAAGACAGGCCUUGGCAUGCUGCAGAACACAGGCCUGUGUGUCGUAGCCGACAAGCUCAACUUCAUCCGCUACCUGUCCCACUUCCGCUGCGUGCACAGAGGGGCAGCAUUCGCCAAGAUGAGGACCACUUCUGUUCGUAAGCUGCUGCCUGAGUCCUGGGGCUUCCUGUGUCCCGUCCACACACCAGAUGGAGAGCCUUGUGGCCUCAUGAACCACAUGACGGCCAUCUGUGAGAUUGUGGCAUCAACCCUGGCCACCACAUCCCUGCCUGCUCUGCUCUGUUCCCUUGGUGUUACUCCAGUGGAUGGAUCUCCUGGCCAAGCCUUUUCAGACUGCUACCCCGUGGUCCUUGACGGGGCCAUCGUGGGCUGGGUGGAGAAGGAUUUAGCUCCAGUUGUGGUCGACUCCCUGCGCAGGUUCAAGGUAUGUCUACUGUAUGACGUAUACAAGUUCAACUGUCAGUACCACCCACAUUGUGUGAGCAGAGAGCUGAUAUUUAAAAACAAAAACCCUCAGGUGAUGAAAGAGAAGAGGAUCCCUCCCUGGACUGAGAUUGUUCUGGUUCCUAAAACAGGCAAGGCCAGCUUGUACCCAGGCCUGUUCCUCUUCACCACACCCUGCCGUAUGGUGCGGCCCGUACGCAACUUAGCUCUUGGCCAGCAAGAGUUGAUUGGCACCUUUGAACAACUUUACAUCAAUGUGGGCAUCAUGGAGAAUGAGAUCGAGCCGGGAGUGACCACACACCAGGAGCUCUUCCCUCACAGUAUGCUCAGCGUGGUGGCUAGCUUCAUCCCGUACUCGGACCACAACCAGAGUCCUAGGAACAUGUACCAGUGUCAGAUGGGUAAGCAGACAAUGGGUUUCCCCCUGCACUCAUUCAUGGACCGCUCCGAUAACAAGCUGUACCGGCUCCAGACCCCACAGAGCCCACUGGUCAGGCCCUACAUGUACGACCACUACAACCUGGACAACUACCCCAGCGGCACAAACGCCAUCGUAGCCGUUAUAUCCUACACCGGCUACGACAUGGAAGAUGCCAUGAUUGUGAACAAGUCAUCGUGGGAGAGAGGCUUCGCCCAUGGAAGCAUCUACAAGACUGAGCUGGUGGACCUGGCGGACAAAGUGAGGGGAGAAGACAGCGUGGUGUUUGGGACCAAGCUGGGUGACCCUAAAGUAAAUGGAAAACUGGACGCUGAUGGACUUCCACACAUUGGAUCCACACUUCAGUAUGGAGACCCCUUCUACAGCUACAUCAACCUGAACACUGGCCAGACCACUAUCAACUUCUACAAGAGCCAAGAGGUCUGCGUCGUGGACAACAUAAAGAUCUGCAGCAACGACACUGGCUCAGGCCGUUUUAAACGGGUCUGCAUCACCGUACGAGUGCCACGAAACCCCACCAUCGGGGACAAGUUUGCCAGUCGCCACGGUCAGAAGGGCAUCCUGAGUCGCCUGUGGCCGGCCGAGGACAUGCCCUUCACAGAGAGCGGCAUGGCUCCUGACAUCCUGUUCAACCCCCACGGCUUCCCCUCCCGCAUGACCAUCGGGAUGCUGAUCGAGAGCAUGGCCGGCAAGUCGGGCUCCCUGCACGGCCUGAGCCACGACGCCACGCCCUUCACCUUCUCAGAGGAGAGCUCUGCGCUCGAGUACUUUGGUGAAAUGCUCAAAGCAGGCGGAUACAACUACUACGGCACGGAGCGGCUCUACAGCGGAGUGAGUGGCCAGGAGCUGGAGGCCGACAUCUUCAUUGGAGUCGUCUACUACCAGCGGCUACGUCACAUGGUCUCCGACAAGUUCCAAGUGAGGACCACCGGAGCGAGGGACAAGGUGACCAACCAGCCGGUGGGAGGGAGGAACAUCCAAGGUGGCAUCCGGUUCGGGGAGAUGGAGCGAGAUGCCCUGCUCGCCCACGGCUCCUCUUUCCUGCUUCACGAUCGGCUCUUCAACUGCUCGGACCGAUCAGUGACUCAGGUGUGCGUCGACUGUGGCAGCCUGCUCUCCCCUCUGUUGGAGAAACCACCACCCUACUGGUCGUCCUUGCGCCACCGUAAGAUCGUCUGCACACUGUGCGGCAAAAGUGACUCCAUUGACUCAGUGUCUGUCCCGUACGUCUUCCGCUACUUUGUGGCCGAGCUGGCAGCAAUGAACAUCAAAGUCAAAUUAGAUGUUAAGUGAAUUUUGAAGGACAAUCAGAUCAGUAAAGAUACAUGCCUUAAAUGGGACAAAUCGUAAGAAAGCCACUGCUGUUAAUGCUAAGUCUGCAACCUAGCUGCUAGAUGCCGCCAAAUCCUCCACACCGUAUUUUUUAAAAUGGGUCCUUAUAUUCUCUGAAGCUGCUACAAUUAACCACGCUCCAGAAAGAAUAAAAAACUAAACAAACUGUAAUGCCAUGAUGUGUCAGAAUAACCAGGUUACUUAGAGGUUUAUUUCUUUUUUUCAAAAGUGUUAGCCAAGACCCUGAAGAAAUAACAAAGCAGCAGCAUGUGAUGGAAUGUAUGUGUGGACAUCUGUUAUUUGAUGUUAAAUAACAGAGAUCUUUUUGUACAGUCACAUUGAGUGUUGAAUAAAUAAUAUUUUACCUUGAAUUCAGAUCCUUUACUUCAGUUUAACU
Messenger RNA from Anoplopoma fimbria (sablefish), 4012 nucleotides. It is a transcript of the gene polr1b, whose product is annotated as RNA polymerase I subunit B. The transcript is spliced from 14 exons. The coding region runs from base 79 to 3576 and encodes 1165 amino acids. NCBI's taxonomy places the organism in Eukaryota, Metazoa, Chordata, Actinopteri, Perciformes, Anoplopomatidae. Gene Ontology annotation, molecular function: DNA-directed RNA polymerase activity; DNA binding; ribonucleoside binding. The record is from RefSeq and is a predicted model, not a curated record. Gene Ontology annotation, biological process: DNA-templated transcription. Gene Ontology annotation, cellular component: RNA polymerase I complex; nucleus.